Miscanthus lutarioriparius is the source of this 1818-nucleotide messenger RNA. The record is from the annotation of a GenBank genome assembly. Lineage: Eukaryota; Viridiplantae; Streptophyta; Magnoliopsida; Poales; Poaceae.
AUGGCGGCUCUACCGACGGGCAUGGCAGCCGUCGUCGAGCACACCUUCGUUGUGAGCCAGGUGAAUGUGACGCGCUUGUGCAAGGAGACGCUGGUGACCCUGGUGAACGGGCAGCUCCCGGGGCCGGCGAUCGAGGUCACCGAGGGAGACUCCGUGGUCGUCCAUGUCGUGAACAGGUCGCCCUACAACAUGACCAUCCACUGGCAUGGAGUGAAGCAGCGGCUCAAUUGCUGGGCGGACGGGGUGCCCAUGAUCACCCAGUGCCCCAUCAUGCCAAGCCGCAACUUCACCUACCGGUUCAACGUCGCCGGACAGGAAGGCACCUUGUGGUGGCACGCUCACGUCCCCUGCCUGCGCUCAACCCUGCACGGGGCUCUCAUCAUCCGGCCCAGACAUGGCGCCGCCUCGUAUCCCUUCCCUAAGCCUGACAAGGAGAUCCCCAUUGUUAUAGGGGAAUGGUGGGAUAUGGACCUUGCACAGUUGGACAGGAACACGGUGAACGGUGUCCUUGUCGACGUCCCAACUGGAAGCACGAUCAACGGCAAGCUUGGAGACCUCUACAACUGCUCUGCGGCCUCUGCCUCUGAAGGUGCCGUGGAACAGGAAGAUGGCUUCGUACUGGAAGUGGAGUCCGGCAAGACGUACCUGCUCCGGCUGAUGAACGCCGCCCUCUUCUCCGAGUACUACCUCAAGAUCGCCGGCCAUACCAUGACGGUGGUCGCCUCCGACGCCAACUACGUCAAACCCUACGCCACGGCCGUCGUCGCCAUCGCGCCCGGCGAGACGAUGGACGUGCUGGUGGCCGCCGACGCGCCGCCGGGCCGGUACUACAUCGCCGCCCUGGCCAUACAGGCACCCGAGCCCGACGUCCAGGUGCCACUCACCAUCACGCGCGGGAUAGUGCAGUACACCACCAACGUCGACGACGUUCCAGCUCCGGUGAUGAUGCCGGACAUGCCUAACCAGCACGACACCACCGGCAGCUUCUACUUCCACGGCAACCUCUCCAGCCUUCGCCGUCACCGGGUGCCGGCGCGCGCCGACGAGCACAUGCUGGUCACGCUCAGCCUGGGCUCGGUCUGCCGCGACGGCGGGCAGUCGUGCGCGAGGAGCGACAGCGACGAGUCCAUCAUCGUGGGCACAAUGAACGACGUCUCGUUCAGGGCGCCCACGGCCGCGGUGGUGUCGCUGCUGGAGGCGCACUACUACCGCCGUGACGACAUGGCGGCCGCCGCCGGCGUGGAGCUCCGCGCGCUCCCGGACACGCCGCGGAGGGUGUUCAACUUCACCGACCCGGCCUACAUCCCGUACGGGCCGAAAGAGGCGCCGCUGGAGCCGACGGAGAAACAGACAAUGGUGCGGCGGUUCCGGCACGGCGCGGUGGUGGAGGUCGUGUUCCAGGACACGGCGGUGAUGCAGAGCGACUCCAACCCGAUGCACCUGCACGGCCACGACAUGUUCGUGCUCGCGCACGGCUUGGGCAACUACGACGCGGCGAGGGACGUGGCCAGCUACAACCUGGUGGAUCCGCCGCUCAAGAACACCGUCGUCGUCCCGAGGCUCGGCUGGGUCGCCGUUCGAUUUGUCGCCGAUAAUCCAGGAACAUGGUACAUCCAUUGCCACUUUGAUUUCCAUCUGUCCAUGGGCAUGGUAGCCGUUUUCAUUGUAGAGGAUGGAUCAACAGUGGACACCUCUCUUCCUCCACCUCCUGACGAUUUACCAAAAUGUGGCUCUAAUAAAGGAGGCCUUGAUUUGCCGCCAGUGGAAUUCUUCUACCUCCAAAAUGAACAGAGUCGCGAGACAGUGCCGGGCAAGUGA